CAAAUGCGAUAUGAACAAGGUGUCUGGUUUCGCCUCCCGGUGUUAAAGGCUGUCUUCUGAAACAGGCUUCAAAUGGAGCUGAAGUUCCUGCUUCCUUUGUGCACCAGUGAAGCCUCAUGUGUCAGCGCAGUUCCAGUAGAAAAAGACCGUACUGAAGAAAUGAUAACCCAGUGCAUAGUGGAAGUUCUGUCCAAUGCUCUGUCUAAGCCAAGUGCACCACCAAUUAAUCCUGAAUGCAGAGAAAUCCUGAAGAAGAGUGGUAGAAACGACAGAGAGAGAAGUGAAAGCAAACAGCUUGAAGUGAGGCACUCCGAAGACCCAGCAGAGAUUGAAAAACGUCGCACUGGGAGCAUGGAGCAAGAACAAAGUCAGGCAGAAGAGGAAUCUAAAAACUACGUGAAAGAAAGUGAUGAGGAGAAACUUGCUCAAGAGGAAGGCAAAAGCACGAAAGACGAGGCCGGACACCACACGCCUGCUCAGGAUGAGAGACUUUACGCAGAAGAAAAAACCCACUAUCAGGAAGCUGGAAGAGAGGAGGAGAAGAAUUACCACGGUGAAGAAGGAAGCAAAGAGAGCAGGUGUUGUGAUGAAGAUGUGGAACACGCUGUUCUCAACAAGAAGUCUCACUCUGGAGGCACGAGCACAGAUGACCGUGAUGGGAAUGGUCAGCGCCCCGCGGGCCGCUGGCACUCGGAGGAGGGAAUGCAGAGCCCUUACAGAGAAGUUCAUGAAGGUGAAGAGGGAGAGGGAGAAAGAAGUGAAAAGUACCACCGUGAGUCUAAGGAACGUGAUUUCUUCCACCAGCAAGAGCGUGAAGAAUCUGAUGAGAGUGAAGAAACAGAGGAGGAAAAGCAACCCUACAAACCCAAACGAUACCAUGGGAAGCACAGAGUGGGUGACUCCUAUGAAGACAAGAGGGGCCGUGUUGGUGAGAAAGGGGAAGUAGCUGAGGAAUCAGACACAGAGGAGACCCGUGUCUGGAACCAAUGGAACCACCAUCAGAAACAGCAGGAAGAGCAGCGUGAGAAGAGUGGUUAUCAUGGGGGACGUGGGUCUGAGGAGGCGAAGGAGAAGAGGCUUUCAAUCCAGGGAAUUGAGAAGUACAGAGACAGGUGGCAGCAAAGGGAAGAGAGCAGUGAAGAGAGCAGUGAAGAGAGCAGUGAAGAAGAAAACAAGAGGUAUCGCCACACUGAAGAAAGUAAUGAGAAAUGGCACAAGGAGAGGAGACAUCACGACGGAUCACAUGAGGCCAGGAGGCACCGUUCCGAGGGAAGGAUGUACCUUGCAGAUGAAAAUGAGGAAGAGCCGGACAGUUACCUCAGCGGUGGCAGCAAGGAGAAGCAGCGUCAUGCUGGAGGAAGAUACCGCCUCUGGAAUGAUGAAGAGGAAGGGUCACAGAAAGCAUCUGCUUGGGAGCACAGAGGGCAGGCCAGGAGACGCCACAGCACCGAGGACGAGGGGGAGCAGCAGCGCUACCCCAGCUAUAGUGAGGAGGAGGAGGAGGAGGAGGUAGAAAAGAAGCAUCACAGCAGUGAUCAGGUGGAAAAUGAUGAGGAGGAAAGAUAUGCAGAGAGGGAAGAGUACAGAAGCAGUCUCCCUGCAGAGAAUCAGAAGAGAACCACAGCAUCCUACAGCCCUUUCUACCCGCUGCUGUGGUGGAAAAGCCGGCACUUUGAGAAGAGGGACAGCACAGGAGAGCAGCUUUUGGAGGGCAGAGAGGAAAGCAGGUCUGCCCUGAACGAGAAGAGUCCUUUCCCUGAAUAUAAUGACUAUGACUGGUGGGAGGAAAAGCAAAUCCUGAGUGCUCUGAAGCACAAACGCACUGAGAAGAGGAAUCCCGGCAAAAUUAACAGAAAUGAUGUGGAAAGGCAAUACGACAAGGUGGAUCAAAUUGCAAAACUUCUGAAUUACAGGAAGAAAUCAGCUGAAUUCCCAGAGUUGUACAGCUCUGGAGAAGACCUGAAAAAACGUCAGAUAACUGGGUAUGACAGAAGAAAUCUAAGCAAGAGGCCUUUGACAGAAGAGGAGGAAAAAGAAAUGGAAAACCUGGCUGCUAUGGAUUUGGAGCUGCAGAGUAUAGCAGAGAAGUUGAACAGCCUCAGGAGAGGCUGAAGGUGUUUGGGGUUUCAGAGAUUGGCGUAGCUGCACUCGCAGUACCCGUGUUCCAUGGUAAAUUCACUGCCACUGGAUUGUUGUUUGCCCUAAACCCAGGAAAUACUAUUUACUGUCCACUAUAGUGUAGUGAUUUAUACAGCUGAAAAUGUCUUUAAUUUGCUGUUAUGCUACUGAGAUCAGAAUGGCAUGAAUUUUAGUAUCAUAACCUUUCAUGUGGGCAGAUAUUUUUAAUAGGCUUUUGAAAAUAAUUGUGUUAGUGUUCUUCAGAAAUAUAUUUGUCUGAGUUUGCAAUAAUAAAAACCAUUGAUCUUGGACCAAA
This is a messenger RNA of Myiozetetes cayanensis, 2434 nucleotides long. RefSeq names its product chromogranin B (gene CHGB). The transcript has 5 exons. The coding region runs from base 73 to 2112 and encodes 679 amino acids. The record is from RefSeq and is a predicted model, not a curated record. Gene Ontology annotation, cellular component: secretory granule. NCBI's taxonomy places the organism in Eukaryota, Metazoa, Chordata, Aves, Passeriformes, Tyrannidae.